AAACACACCAUGUCGAACGUCCCCUCCACACCCGGCCCAUCGACUCCUCUUCGCGAAAGCUAUACCUACCACAGUCCGACGCCAACAACAUCGGGACCUUAUAUACUCGGAGUCGACGAAGCUGGUCGGGGCCCCGUGUUGGGUCCUUUGGUUUAUGGCGUAGCUUACUGCCCAGUGGCCUACAAGGAGACACUGGAAGAGCUUGGUUUUGCAGACUCGAAAACACUCACCGCCGAAGUUCGGUCUUCGUUACUUGAGACACUUGGCUCUGACCCAACAAAUCUUGCUUGGUCUGUGCGAGUGAUCAGCCCUCAGGCCAUUUCCCAGGGGAUGCUGCGCCGGCCACCAACGAAUCUAAACGUCCAAUCUCAAAACGCCACUGUACUGUUGAUACAAGAGGUGCUCAAGAUGGGUAUAGAGCUACGAGAAGUUUAUGUUGACGCUUUGGGCCCCACUGCGACCUACAAAGCAUAUCUAUCUGCUCGAUUCCCCGACAUUUCUUUCACUGUAGAAAACAAAGCCGAUGACAAGUUUAAGAUUGUGGGUGCAGCAAGUGUUGCUGCCAAAGUGACCCGUGACGCGUGCAUCGAGGACUGGGUAUUCGAAGAGAAGGGUGGGGCCGAUGAUUGGGACACCGAGAUGGGCUCAGGGUAUCCCGCGGGCGAGUACUUUCAGCACUCUUGCCAGUUUUGCAACUUACAAUCCUUAGACCCCAAAACAAAAGCUUGGUUACAAAGGACGCUUGAGCCUGUGUUUGGUCUACCUAAAGUCGUGAGAUUCUCGUGGUCGACUGUCAAGGUGUUGCUUGAAAAGGAAGGCAAAGCCGUGAAGUGGAUCGACGACGGCCAAGAGUCCCUUAUAUCAGCAUUUGAGAGUGCAAAGGGACGCGAAAAAGACCGUUGCGCGGUGGCCAAAGAUCUCGCACUCAAGAGCGUGGCGACCUUAUGA
Molecule: messenger RNA, 948 nt
Organism: Mycena indigotica
Lineage: Eukaryota; Fungi; Basidiomycota; Agaricomycetes; Agaricales; Mycenaceae
Product: Ribonuclease
Exons: 4
Coding region: 10-948 (312 amino acids)
Biological process (GO): mismatch repair; DNA replication, removal of RNA primer
Cellular component (GO): ribonuclease H2 complex
Molecular function (GO): RNA binding; RNA-DNA hybrid ribonuclease activity
Source: RefSeq, a predicted model, not a curated record